AUGAAGGUUCUUAUCCUAACUAAUGUUUCCCUUCUUUUAUUGGGUUCCGCUGUUGCCGAUCCUAUUGUUUACAUGAUCCGCCACGGCGAGAAGCCCUCAGAUGGCAGUGACGGACUUAGUGCUGCGGGCGAACAGCGUGCUCAGUGCUUAACCUCUGUCUUCGGACCAGGCUCUUCAUACAAUAUCGGAUAUAUUUUGGCCGAGCAGCCCAAGGAUGAUGGCUCUCGUGAGCGACCCUACGAGACCGUGGAGCCCCUAGCGGAAGAAUUGGGUCUUACCGUCGAUACUUCUUGCAGCAAGACCGACGAGAAGUGUGUUAAGAAAGCCGUCGAUAACUAUGACGGCGACGGCAAUAUUUUGAUUUGCUGGGAACAUGACGAGUUGACCCUGAUUGCGGAGAAAUUGGGUGUUGACGAUGCACCAGACUAUCCUGACGAUGAAUUCGGUCAAAUCUGGACUCUUCCUUAUCCUUGGGAUACUAUCACUGACAUCACUGAUGAAAACUGCCCCGGCCUUGGGCAGUAG
Molecule: messenger RNA, 525 nt
Organism: Talaromyces stipitatus ATCC 10500
Lineage: Eukaryota; Fungi; Ascomycota; Eurotiomycetes; Eurotiales; Trichocomaceae
Product: phosphoglycerate mutase family protein, putative
Exons: 3
Coding region: 1-525 (174 amino acids)
Source: RefSeq, a predicted model, not a curated record